CGAACAAUGGGCGUGUCUCUCCCCAUCCAACAUGGCGGCGCAGGAGUUUCUAUGAAAACUUUUCCUCUCAGUUUCUUAGUUAAAAGUUUUUGCGGUGCGAAACGCACUUCGCGCCCUGGAGGGGACAUGUUGCGCGAGAGGAGCCCGGACUCCGUCGCGCCUCGUCCCGGCGCCUCGCGGCGCACGUCGGUCGUUUUAGCGGCUUGUUGUUUUAUCGUCGGCGUAAACUUGGCGGCGUGUGACCGCGAAGGAGUCGCCCCGGAGAGGUGCCUCGUCUGGGGUCCGGGGCUGGAGCCCGACGCGGCGCCACUGCCGGUCCGCUACUUCUUCAUCCAGGCGGCGAGCUCCGCCGGUCACAACCUGACUUCAUCUCCCGGUACAGACACGUUCAAGGUGAAGAUCAACUCCCUGGACAAGACGGAGCACGUCCGCAUCCACGUGCCGCCGCCCCUGGACAGAGGCGACGGCUCCUUCCUGGUCCGGUACCGGCUCUACGGCUCGGCGCAGCGGGGUCUGAAGGUCGAGGUCUUCCACGGGGACGAUGCCGUCGCCAGGUCGCCCUACGUCAUGCAAGGUCCCGUCUAUCACGAGUACUGUGACUGUCCCGAAUGGGACGCCUCCGCCUGGCAGCGGGCCUCGCGGUGUCCCGCCGAAGAGCCUCAGAUUCUGGCCGACUUCAAGGCCUUCCCCGCCGUCGACCUGCAGUACCUGAGACAGGAAGUGCCUCUCAGGUUCUCCAACAGAGGCGGCCUCAUCCACUACGCCAUCAUCGACAACCGGCUGUACCGCCGCACUCUGGGGAAGUACACGGACUUCAAGAUGUUCUCCGACGAAAUGUUGCUGUCGCUGACAAGGAAGGUGACGGUGCCUGACGUGGAGUUCUUCGUCAAUGUCGGCGACUGGCCACUGGAGACGAGGAGGACGGACGCCGUUCCCGUGUUGUCGUGGUGCGGCUCCACGGACACCCGGGACAUUGUGCUGCCCACGUACGAGGUCACACACUCCACCAUGGAGGCCAUGAGGGGCGUCACCAACGACCUGCUGUCUGUGCAGGGACACACAGGACCUCCGUGGGCUAACAAAACAGAGCGGGCGUUUUUCCGCGGCCGGGACAGUCGAGAGGAACGCCUCCAGCUCGUCUCCGUGUCCAAGAAGAACCCCGAGCUGCUGGACGCAGGCAUCACGGGAUGGUUCUUCUUCAGAGACCGGGAGAAACACAUCGGCAAAGCUCCGCUCGUCGGAUUCUUUGACUUCUUUAAGUACAAGUACCAGGUGAACGUGGAUGGAACGGUGGCAGCGUAUCGCUUUCCCUACCUGAUGCUCGGGAACAGUCUGGUGCUGAAGCAGGAUUCGCAGUACUACGAGUACUUCUACAGCUCUUUGAAGGCGGGCGCUCACUACGUCCCCGUCAAGAGAAACCUGUCGGACCUUUUGGAGAAAAUCAAAUGGGCCAAAGAGAACGACGCCGAAGCUCGGGAGAUCGCCAGGGCGGGUCAGGCGGCGGCCAGAGAGCUGCUGCAGCCCAGCAGACUGUACUGUUACUACUACAGAGUGCUGCACAUGUACUCGGAGAGACAGAUCGGUGGACCAACACGACACCCAGACAUGGAGCUGGUGCCGCAGCCUGACGACCAGACUGCUGCCUGCACAUGUGAGCGUAAAGGCCCCAAAGAAGAAACCAGCAACAAAGAUGAACUAUGAUGGCGUCUGUCUUUGGAACAUUUUUGAAAAAUGUUCUCCUCAGAAUCAUUCCUGACAAAUAAAGAGGAAAAAUGUGAAUUUUACAGUUUACAAUGAAAACAUUUUGUUGUUUUUAUAUUGGAGAAUAAAGGAAGUUGUUGGGCAGAUUUACAAUAAAAAACCUGGUCCUCAGCCAUUUCAAGAUAAGAUGAAAAAAUGACGGUGCCCUCUUUUUAAUAAUGUGAGUUAUAGUGUUUUGUACCUUUUUGUAAAGCUUUGGUUAUUAAAGUGAGUAUAUACUUACUGUUUUGUAAAUGUGCCUUUGCAUUGGAUAUUUGUAUACAGUAUUACUCUAAAAUGAAUGUCUUUAAAUAAAUCUUGUACAGAACAGUACAUCACGCUGCAAUAUUAGUUUUGAUGGAAGUGAAUUUAUUUUUUCUUACUUAGUGUCCCAACAAAAAAAUAGUUUAAUCAUAGUUUUAAAAAAAAUCAGUAAUUAGGCUGCAUAGCCUAAAUCGUGGCAUAAUUUCUAUGGUUUCAACAGAAUUUGUAUUUUGACAAACUCACCUGUUCCGAUUUGCCUUACCUGGUUCAUCAUGAAGUGUAAACUACGAAUUAUUAAUAAUUUUUAUAUAUAUAGAUAUAGUUGCUACUAGUAUUUUUUUCUGGUUAUAUGCAUUGAAUGUCUUAUUGGAUUUAUGAAGUGUCCUUGACGGUCUUAAAAAUACAUAAAUAAAUAAAGUGUAUUGUUAUUGUUGUUAAUGCAA
Molecule: messenger RNA, 2447 nt
Organism: Scophthalmus maximus (turbot)
Lineage: Eukaryota; Metazoa; Chordata; Actinopteri; Pleuronectiformes; Scophthalmidae
Gene: poglut3
Product: protein O-glucosyltransferase 3
Exons: 6
Coding region: 7-1701 (564 amino acids)
Cellular component (GO): endomembrane system
Molecular function (GO): protein binding; glucosyltransferase activity
Source: RefSeq, a predicted model, not a curated record